AGCGUCUACUGGCAGACACUAACGAUACCAUAUUAAACAUACAAUUAUUAUUAUUAUAUAUAUACUUAUGAUGAUAUAUAUUAUUAUUAUUAUUAUUUUUUAGCACACAUGUAUCGUUCGGAAUGAAAAACUGAGCGUUACAUUUUGGGAAUAGUCAUCAGUCACUGUUACAAAACAGGAUUCAUCUGCGAUGUCAUCAACAAAUGAAUGGCAGCCGAGUGUCAUUGUUAAAAAAGGUAGCACUGUAAUAACAGUAGUCUAACAUGUAUCUCCGUUUACUACAUUUUAGUAACGAUCUAGUUGGCGUUAGACUCUAAUUAUAAGCAAUUCAUACAUUUUCCCAACUGUACCUGAAGGCAUCUUUGUUUUUUGCGUUGGUCGUCAUCAAGGAAGCUUCGCCUGACUAUAUCCAGCACUCACACAGACGAAUGUAUUUAUCCGUUGAAGGGAGAUGUCUGCUCUGUCUUCAGAGAUGGAGUCUCUGAACUGCGUCAUAUGCCUGGACCGUUUCAUGAUCCCGGUGACAAUCCCCUGCGGCCACACCUUUUGUCAUAAGUGCAUCACCAUCCACUGGGACACCAAAAGCAAGUCCCAAAUCGGACCCCAGUGCCCGAUCUGCAAUGAGAAGUUUGCCACCCGGCCCGUUCUCAAGCGCAACGUGUCCAUGUCGGUCCUGACCGAGGCUGCGAACAGCGCGGGCCCCUCCUGUCCAGAGUUGCUCAUGAGGGGGGCCGAAGGGACCAAGCUGCUGUGCGACCGCCAUAAAAAACCUCUGGUUUAUUACUGCAGGCAUGACAAGAUGUCCGUGUGUUGCGAGUGCGGCAUCUCUGAAUGCGUGAACCAUGAGAAGGUCAUGCUGGAGGAGGAAAGGGGUGCCCAAGAGCUGCUGCUGAAAAGGAAGAGGGAGGAGGUGGAGAAACUCACCGAGGAGACGCAGAAAAGUAUUUCGGACAUGGUUGAGAAUAUCGUCCAAGCUAAGGUGACUCUUCAGCAGACUUCUACCUGGGUCAGUGUCAAGUUCUCCUCCCUGAUUAAAAUACUGGCUGAGAAGCAGGAGGCUACAGAGCUCUUUGUUGAGGGGCAGAGAGAAGCUGCCGUCGCCGAGGCGGAGGCGAGGCUGGCUGAACUCGAGGAGCGCUCCCGGAUACUCCGAGAGAGCCAGGGACAGAUAGCAGCUGUGCUUGUCCUCUCUGAUACAGAUCUCAUCAAGAGAUCAAUGAUCCUCGAAGUUCCACGUUUCAAAGAUAUUCCCACAGACGUCACGCCGAACCUUCAAGAUCGACUGACCGGGGUCACCGACGUCCUGUCCAGAGUCUCUAAGCUGGUGUUUGAGGACCUGGAGAAAGCUGUGAGCGCCGCUGUGGGUCCGGACGAAGACGGUUCUCCUCAGGAUAAGAGGCCGGUCCUAGCUGUCGUUCCCAGUCCAGCUGCUCCGUGCCACCCGGGUGGGAAGGAGGGCCUCAAUGCUUACCGGUGCUCUCUGACCUUUGACCCCUGCACGGCCAACGGGCACCUGUUUCUCUCCCAGGAGGACCGCAGGGCGGAGCACCUGACCUCUGGGCCGCGCCCCGUUCCGGUCCAUGAAGCGCGCUUCGAUCACACGUGGCAGGUGCUCUGCUUACAGGGCUUCACUCGUGGACAGCACUACUGGGAGCUGGAGGUGUCCAAGCCCUGGGCCUACCUGGGGGUGACCUACGAGACCAUCCCCAGGAAGGAGAAGGGCAAGAGGUGCAUGGUGGGUAUGAACGAGCUGUCCUGGAGCCUGCAGCUGGACGAGCAUCAGCUCAGCGCCUGGCACAACGGCCGGCGGGAGACUCUGGCCGGAGCCUCGCAGCACGGCCGCAUCGGCAUGCUGCUGGACUACGAGGCGGGCACCCUCACCUACUACGGAGACGGGCAGACCAGGCUGCACGCGUUCCACUGUGCCUUCAGCCGGGAGCUGUUCCCCGCCUGCUGGAUCGGCGAGGGGGUCAGCGUCACCCUCUGCUCCACAUGAGCGGACUCACAAAAGGGAACGUGAAGAAGAAGAGGAAGAAGGGAGCUCGCUUUUGUUCCUGGGCAGAAUUCACCCACGGAAGGAUAUGAGCCAGUUGAUCAUGUUGUGCGUACGGGACGAUAAGUCACUGCUGGAUGUAGUGAAUAUAAUUCAUUUUAUUAGGCACUGCACUGCCCCCCCCUCCCUUGUACCGUGAGCACCGUAGGUGCCACCAAACCGUGGGCUGGACAUUACUACUGAGACUACAGAACUGAAAAAUGGAAUAACUGUUUUUCUCAUCUUGGGAUUUUAGCAUGAAUGCACAUGCAAUUGGCCUGUACAGUUUUCAACCUUUUAAUGCUGACUGUUGUGAUGGAAUCUGCUGUACUGUACAAAUAUUUUUUUUUAAAUGGGCUUUUGGCCUUUUUAAAAAAAAAAGAAGAAAAAAAAUGAUGAGCACUUGAGAGAAUAGCUGUGACCUUGAGACACUCCAGGCUCAGGACAUCAUGCAUCAGUAUUUGGGAAAGCUGCUGUGGAUUUGCACAAGUUGUCCAAGAACACAAACUUCUAAGAAAGGGAAAAGCACAUUUCCAGGGCUGUUUGAGCCUCAUGACAUGAAGCAUAACCUCUAGAAUAGGUGUACGUUACGUACGCUCAUGCACCAUGCUGUGUUUAAGUGAUUGAAUACCCAUCAAUUUGUGAUCGAGCGAUGCUCGGUGUGGAAAUAAAAAGGCAAAGAAAGUUGUUUUUGUUCAUGAAUCAAGAUCCAUUUAAUAAAAUCCAAUCCAAUGCAUACAUGCAUCAGUUGA
This is a messenger RNA of Cyclopterus lumpus (lumpfish), 2784 nucleotides long. RefSeq names its product tripartite motif containing 65 (gene trim65). The record is from RefSeq and is a predicted model, not a curated record. Gene Ontology annotation, molecular function: protein binding. NCBI's taxonomy places the organism in Eukaryota, Metazoa, Chordata, Actinopteri, Perciformes, Cyclopteridae. The coding region runs from base 452 to 1996 and encodes 514 amino acids. The transcript has 9 exons.